This is a messenger RNA of Peromyscus californicus insignis, 3762 nucleotides long. It is a transcript of the gene Plekhg4, whose product is annotated as pleckstrin homology and RhoGEF domain containing G4. The coding region runs from base 114 to 3653 and encodes 1179 amino acids. The transcript is spliced from 21 exons. The record is from RefSeq and is a predicted model, not a curated record. NCBI's taxonomy places the organism in Eukaryota, Metazoa, Chordata, Mammalia, Rodentia, Cricetidae. Gene Ontology annotation, molecular function: guanyl-nucleotide exchange factor activity.
AGUCUUGCCCCACCAUUUUCAAACCAGUUCCUGGAUGCACUGAAGUCUCCUUCCACACCAGGGCCCAACCCCACACCCACUUGUCCAGAGCGGCCCACUCGUACCAGAGAGUGAUGGAAGGGCCUCUUGAGGGUGGGCAUGCGUCCCCAGACUCCCAGGGCCUUGCCGCGGACGGGAGGAGGUUUGCUGUGUGCAGUUUCAGGAACACCCAGAAGGAGGAACCUGCUCACCAGAUACAGGCUAUGGACCCCAGACCUUCAAGACCAGCAGUAGGGGCAACCCAAGGCAGAGGACUACAGGGAGGAGGUUCCUUGUCCAAAGAGCCUAAAUCACGUCCAGAACAAAGGGCUGCAGAUGGGUCAGGGGACUGCCAGGGGAGCAUAUUAGGAGGCCCCCCAGUCCAGUCAGAGGAGCCAGCCUUCUCCGGAGUGGAACACCUCUUGUAUCCUAUGUCCUCUCACCUCAGCCUGACACAGGAUGAGCAUGACUAUCAAGGGGGAGGCUUGGUAGGGGACCCAGGUCCAGGCAAAGAAUUGCCCGCUGGCUUUAGCCCUUUAUCAGAGAUGUCACCAAAGCUACUGGAGGCAGACCCCAGUGGAUCCAGCCUCCCUAAGCCUGCUGACUGCCUCCUGGCCCGAGACCUCACCUGGGAGCUACUGGCCAGUGGCAUGGCUGCCCUACCAGGGACACGUGAUGCAGAAGGCCGAGCAGUGCUGCUUCUGUGUGCCCACAGCCCAGCUUGGCUUCAUCCCAAAUGCAAUAGCCAUGAACUUCUGAGUCUCUUGUUCUACCUGCGAGGCAUCCUCAGGUCCGAAGUGCAGGCCCUGGGACUGACCAUACUAGUUGAUGCCCGAAUCUGUUCCCCGAGCUCUUCUCUCCUCCGGGGCCUCAGCCAGCUACAACAAGCAGCCCCAGGAUCUGUGCAACAAGUGCUGCUAGUUGGCAAGAUGCCAGAGGAAAUGCCUACAGGGCUUCAGUUCAAUCAGCUGCCCUCUCACCAGAGCCUGCUGGCCCACAUUCCUGACGUGGGGUUGCCUACUUCACUAGGAGGAUGCCUGCCUUACAGCCACCAAGCCUGGCUGGAUUUCCAGAUGCGUCUAGAGACCCUGCAGCAGAAUUGCCAGGAGACUUGUGCCCUGCUCCAGGGGGUCAUUGACAGUAUGCGGGCCAUGCAGCAGCCAGUGGAGUCUGGAGACACUGGCCAGCUGCUACAGCAGGCACAGUCCCUCAUGCGGCAGGUGCUGGAGUCACCACAGCUGUCAUGGUUGCAAAACCAGGGAAGCCUGGAACUGGCAUGGCUGAAGCAGGGGAUGCCAGAGGUGACCCUGAGCCCCGAUCACAGGUCUGCAGUAGACAAGGCUGAUGAGCUGUAUGGUCAAGUGGAUGGACUGCUGCAUCAGCUAACUCUGCAGAGCAACCAGCGAAUACAGGCCCUAGAGCUCCUCCAAACACUGGAAGCCCAGGAGGGCGGGCUGCAUCAGAUUGAAGUGUGGCUGCAGGAGGUGGGCUGGCCAGGACUGGAGGAACCAGGGGAGCCCUCGCUGGACAUGUUGCUCCAGGCCCAAGGCCCCUUUCAAGAGCUAGACAAAGCUGCCCAGGAACAGGUCAAGCAAGGAGAGAAGUUACUGCAGCCACUGGUUGGCUGGGAAGCUGCUGAACUGGGGCCCCCUGGAAAGCGCUUUCUGACCCUGAGAUCCCAGCUGACAGAAUUUUCCAGAGCUUUGGCCCAGCGGCGCCAGCGGUUGGCAGAUGCUGAGAAGCUGUUUCAGUUCUUCAAGCAGGCCACAACAUGGACUGAGGAGGGGCAGCGGGUACUGACAGAGCUGGAGCAGGAGCACCCAGGGGUUGUGCUGCAGCGGCUGCAGGUGCACUGGACCAGACAUCCUGACUUGCCCCCUGCCCACUUCCGGAAAAUGUGGGCUCUUGCCACAGGCCUAGGCUCAGAAGGCAUCCGCCAGGAAUGUCGAUGGGCCUGGGCCCAGUGCCAGGACACCUGGCUGGCUCUGGAUCAGAAGCUUGAGGCUGCACUGAAGCCACCAUCAACAAACAGCACAGCUUCGUUGUGUGUCAGGCGGGCUCCUGCUGUACCCACCGUUCCUCCACUGAGGAAGGCCUACAGCUUUGAUCGGAAUCUGGGGCAUGCCCAUCAUGGCCACUAUGCAGCAGUUGUUACUGACUCCCACAGGCCCGAGGCUGGUGAAGGUGUCUGGCCCACGUCAUCCCCUUCUGUGCCUCUAUCAGGCAGCUCUGACUUCAGGAACCCCAACAGGCUGCAGCUAGUAUUGGCAGAGAUGGUGGCCACAGAGCGUGAGUAUGUCCGGGCCCUUGACUACACCAUGCAGAACUACUUCCCUGAGCUAGAUCGACCUGAUGUGCCCCAGGGCCUCCGUGGCCAGCGUGCCCACCUCUUUGGCAACCUUGAAAAGCUUCGGGAUUUCCACUAUCAUUUCUUCCUGCGUGAGCUAGAGGCUUGUACCCAGCACCCACCUCGAGUGGCUUAUGCUUUCCUGCGCCAUAGGGUGCAGUUUGGGAUGUAUGCACUCUACAGCAAGAAUAAACCUCGUUCUGAUGCCUUGAUGAGCAGCUAUGGUCACACCUUCUUCAAGGAGAAGCAGCAAGCACUGGGAGAUCACCUGGAUUUGGCUUCCUACCUACUAAAGCCAAUCCAGCGCAUGAGCAAAUAUGCCUUACUACUGCAGGAGCUGGCAAGGGCCUGUGGGGGCCCAGCACAAGAGCUGGGUGCUCUUCAGGCAGCCCAGAGUCUUGUGCACUUCCAGCUGAGACAUGGCAAUGACCUGCUAGCCAUGGAUGCCAUCCAGGGCUGUGAUGUUAACCUCAAGGAACAGGGGCAGUUGGUACGACAGGAUGAGUUCACAGUGCGGGCUGGGCGCCACACGUCCUGUCGCCGUGUUUUCCUCUUUGAGGAGCUGCUGCUCUUCAGCAAGCCUCGGCGUGGGCCUGCAGGUGUUGACAUAUUUACCUACAAGCGUUCCUUCAAAAUGGCAGACCUUGGCCUCACUGAAUGCUGUGGGGAAAGCAAACUGCGCUUUGAGAUCUGGUUCCGUCGUCGCAAGGCCAGGGACCUGUUUGUACUGCAGGCCUCCAAUGUGGCCACCAAACAAGCCUGGACAGCUGAUAUCUCCCGCCUGCUCUGGAGGCAGGCUAUCCACAACAAGGAAAUGCGCAUGGCUGAGAUGGCAUCCAUGGGUGUGGGGAACAAGGCCUUCUGGGACAUUGCCCCCAGUGAGGAAGCUAUCAAUGACCGUAAUAUCAACUAUGUCCUAAAGAGACGAGAUGUUCGCUCUAGGGCCUCCAUUGCUGUGGCCCCAUUUGACUCUGACAACCCCUAUCUGGGUGCCUUGGGCUCCCUUCCUGGAGACCGUGCCUCUUGCUCUGUUCUGGGGUCUCUCAAUCUGCACCUGUACAGAGAUCCAGCUCUUCUGGGUGUUCACUGCUCCCUGUAUCCACCCAACUUCCCAGAGGAAGCAGCACUGGAAGCAGAAGCAGAGUUGGGCAGCCAGCCCUCUUUAACUCCUGAGGACUCAGAGGUCUCAUCCCAGUGCCCAUCAGCCAGUGGCUCUAGCAGUUCUGACAGCAGCUGUGUGUCAGGGCAGACCCUGGGCAGAGGCCUUGAGGACUUGUCCUAUGUUUGAGUCCGGCUUGAAGAUGGAACAGUAGACACAGCAGCCAGAAACUCCAAGGAAUACCACACCUCUGUAUCUACUAUAACCAGUGAAUGGCUGGCUCCUGGGCCACUGUGUU